Periconia digitata is the source of this 410-nucleotide messenger RNA. Lineage: Eukaryota; Fungi; Ascomycota; Dothideomycetes; Pleosporales; Periconiaceae. The record is from the annotation of a GenBank genome assembly.
AAUGGUAGGGGAGAGUGAAUGUUGUUUAAGGCGAGGCGUGAUGGUGUCGCGCAUAAGCUCAAUGCACCGCCCGAAGCCCUAUGACGACGCUUGCCAAGAUCGGCAAAGCGCCCUGCGCCACGCACGUGCUCAUCAACUCAACGCACUUAAGUACUUCAACGCUUCACGCUUUGCUCUCGAAUAAUCGUGUGAAUAUCGUCGUGGUCUAGUAACCCUAUUGAAAAUUAAAGAGAGACAGCUUGAAGAUCACAUUUUUCUUCCGGUGCGCACCUCUCUCUCUCCAUGCCCGUCGGGAGUCAAAGGCGCUACCAUUAAGUUACAGGAAAUUCGUAAAGCGCACCAAGUAUGGGAGGUGCGGCAAGCGAAUGACCUCCGAUUUCAUCGCACUCUAGGAAUCUUUUAUCAACAUU